AUGCACCGCCUCAUUCCUACUUCGAGAUCUCUCCUCUCUAUGGCAUCUGCCCCGCCUCGCUGGUGGCGGCUCCCACUCAUGGCGGCUUCCAAUCCCCCCGUCCGUCGUGUUUCCCGAUUUUGUCAUGGAUCUCAGAACAAGGCCAGCAGCAGCAGUGGAGUAAGAGGCGAGGAAAAGUCUGGUAAACCAGACAACAGACAGCUCAUACCUUCUGCCAGGGAUAUUAUGGAAAAUGUUGAGAAUAGUGACACAGCCAAGGAGUUCAUAGCUCGCCAUGGGAGUGUCAAGUGUAUAUGUAGUACUGGGAGGAGUUCAAGAGUGGAUAUCAUUUAUGGUGAUGAAGAAGCUCGGAGGACAACUACGGAUGUCACAGAUGGCGAACAAGAAACAUGGGAAACAUGGGGGGAAUUCGGGGAGGUUCUGCUAGAAGCGGACGCCGAUAAGAGGGCAGCCAAUGUGCUCCAGGCAGCAGCGGCACAUCAAUCCUCUGUUGACCGUGUAGUCCCUCUUAAUAGGCUUCCAGAUAGCAGUCACCGUGAUGGUUCAGUUUACAGGGACACAUGGGAAUGGAAAAAAGACUACCGUAUUGCGGACCGCUCUGAGACUCGGUUGGAGGCAAUGAUGUUAUCAAACCCCACGGAUUGCGACAUGGACAAUGGAAUUUGUUUGCGCCAUUAUCCUCGUCACAUGUUGCAAAUUUUCUCAUUAAAGUUGGCUAAAAUUCCUGUGGGUGCUGGCAAAGUAGAGUUGUAUGGCUACAUAGCAGCACGGGAUGAGCUGGAACCAUUUCUUAACUAUGUCGUCAAUAUUAGUAGGGAUGAUCCCUUCACAGUGGAGCAGGGUUCUCUUAUCAACAUGGCCCCGAAGCGCGGGAUCAGUUUGGAUUACGGUACUCUAAUUGAAUAUGAUAUGAAGAUCAAGACGGGUGAACAAGAGAAGGAUGAUCUACAGCUGAUUGAUGGUGUAUCUGUGAUAGGCCUCAUGGGCACAGUGGAUCGUUCUGUAUUCACAAAUCGCAUCAUUGGCGAUUAUGGUGCCAUUGACAUAAGUGCAUCACGUCUCGACCGUGCGGUUGAGGUAACCGUAGAAGUUACCGCGUCAGAAGUGCAAGACAUCUUCCGUUUGUGUCUCGGCUGUUUCAUCAGCGGGUUAGACGAAGAAAUCCGGCUCUUUGAUGGCACCAUUGGUGAGCCCCGUGGCUUGAAGAGGUAUGUGGUUGCGGUAGUGAUGGGUACUCAGAUGGAAUUGAAGUUCAAGGUAGGCGCAGAGUCCUCCGGUUACUCAGAACAUUGUUGCUCCUUCACGGCACACCAACAUGGGCAUGCCGAUCAAUUGAUCAAGACUGAUUUUGCGUCAUUCUUGGUGAAGGUGACACGGUCUGUUUUACCUAAUGAGAAAAACCUUUAA
This is a messenger RNA of Miscanthus lutarioriparius, 1407 nucleotides long. Lineage: Eukaryota; Viridiplantae; Streptophyta; Magnoliopsida; Poales; Poaceae. The record is from the annotation of a GenBank genome assembly.